GGGAGGCAGGCGCAUCAAUGACAGGGACAGCAGUCAAACCUUCGCCACAGGGCCCGGGUUUCUGUUAGUGGCUCCAGGCAGCGGACGGUCGGUCGUCUGUGAUCCGGGCUGAGGAUGUGGGAGCAGGUGCGGAGCUCCUGGCUCCCCCGCUGCCUUCUGCUCGCCUCCAUCACCGCUCACACGUCACCGGCGUCGGCCGCCAGAGACCCGCGGCCGUGCGACACGACGGACUACUACUACCAGUACACGGAGUGUGACAGCACGGGGUCACGAUGGAGGGUUGCCAUCCCGCUCAGUCCGGGCUCCUGCUCAGACCUUCCGCCCCCAACCAGAGGGACGGACUGCUCCUUCUCCUGUCCGGCCGGCAUGUUUCUGGAGAUGUCCUCUCAGCAGUGCACACCUUGCGCAGCCGGCUCGUACUCUCUGGGCAGCGGCCUGCGCUUUGACCAAUGGGACGCCAUCCCUGCAGGCUUCACCAGCCUGGCCAGCUUCUUGGACCCCGGGCCGAAUGGAGAGGACAUCCAGGCCUGCAACAGCUCAUCAUGGACGCCCCAAGGUGUGUACCUGGAGUCAAACCGCGACGAGUGCACAGUCUCUCUUGUCUAUGCGGUCCAUCUGGAGAAGCAGGGAUCCGUCUCCUUCACCUACCAGUACCCGGACAACAACAUCUUCUUUGAGUUCUAUGUCCAGAAUGAACAGUGUCAGGAAAUGGCCCAAACGGACGAUCAGAAGUGGAUCAAAGUCACCAACAACAGAGAAUGGGACACGCACACGGUGGGCCUGAAAUCUGGUACGAACAUCCUGUACUGGAGAACAACAGGGAUACUGGUGGGGGGAAAGAUGGUCAAACCCGUGCUGCUCAAGAACAUCCAAAUAGAGGGUGUUGCCUACACAUCGGAGUGUUUCCCGUGCCGCCCCGGGUGGUUCAGCCCGGCGCCCGGCUCCUCGUCCUGCCAGCCGUGCCCCAGCAACACUUACUCCGUAAAAGGGGCCUCCUCCUGCACGCCUUGCCCCGAACACCACUACUCACAUGAGGGAUGGGCAGAAUGUAAGGCGAGGCCUCCGUGUUCUGAGAGAGAUUACUUCCAGAUCCACACAGCCUGCGACAGCGAGGGGAAGACACAGGUGCUGUAUCGCUGGGUGGAGCCAAAGAUUUGCGUGGAGAACGUGACGGGAGCCGUAGAGCUGCCUGCGACAGGACAAAGAGAGCCCUGCCCUCCAUGCAACCCAGGCUACUACAACAGCAACGACUCCACCUGUCUGCCGUGCCCCAUGGGGACCCACUCUGACGGCACCUACGCGUGUGCCGAGUGCCCCGCGGGUACGGAGCCCGUGUUGGGCUACGAGUACAAAUGGUGGAACGUGCUUCCCCCCAACAUGAAGUCUUCCUGCUUCAACGUGGGUAAUUCCAAAUGCGAUGCCAUGAACGGAUGGGAGGUUGCAGGGGACCACAUUCGCAGCGGAGCCGGCUCUUCAGACAAUGACUAUCUCAUCCUCAGCUUGUAUGUGUCUGGCUUCAAGGUCCCAGCCUCGCUUUCAGGGAUGACCGGUGGCGAGUUUGGCCGCAUAACCUUUGUGUUCGAGACCAUCUGCUCUGCCGACUGCGAGCUCUACUUCAUGAUGGAUGUGAACAAGAAGAGCACCACGGUGGUGGAGUCCUGGGAAGGCAACAAGGGGAAACAGUCCUUCUCGCACAGCAUGACCAGAAAUGCUUCCGUCUUAUUCACGUGGGCCUUUCAAAGGACUAACCACGCUCUCGAUGUUCGGCGUUACAUCAGCGACACGGUGAAGAUCUACUCCAUCAGCGUGACGAACGUCCUGGACGGAGUGGCGUCGGCGUGCCGGGCCUGUGCCCUGGUGCCCCACUACUCCCAGCGGGCCAGCUCCUCCUGCGUGCCCUGCCCCGCUGGCUUUUACAUCGACAGGGACACCAACCGGUGCCAGGAGUGCCCGCCGAACACACACCUGGCCGGGCGGCACACCUACGGCCAGGACGCCUGCAUCGGCUGCGGGCCCGGAAGCAUCAGCAACAAGGAGCAUUCCCGCUGCUACAGCGACUGCUUCUUCACCCACUCUGACGACAACCGCACGCUGACCUUUGACCUCAGCCCUAUGAGCGACGUGGCUUCGGUGACUAUCGGGCCGAGCUUCACCUCCAAAGGCACAAAGUACCUUCACCUGUUUAACAUCAGCCUGUGUGGCCACCAGGGGAAAAGAGCCGCCGUCUGCACGGACAACGUGACCGACGUGUCGAGCAAAGACGACCGCGGCGAACUGGCUCAGUUCGUCAACACGGUGGACAGUUUCAUCUGCCAGUCGACCAUCAUCCCCACAGACGGGCGCGGCUUCAGGAUGGCCAUUUCCUCCCAGUCCACCAGCCUCGCCGACACCUUCAUCGGGGCGACGGUGGACCCCGUUCUCAGCGGCGUGAACGCCAAACCCGAGCUCUUCCCGCCAAAGUCCAAGAACGUUCCCGACAUCAACUUCUUCUACAGGUCCACGCAGGCGACCUCCUCGUGUGAUCAGGGCCGGAGCUCAGUGGUGACCGUUCGCUGUAACCCGGAGAAGUCCGAGCGGGGAGAGCUCUCAGUGCCCAGCUCCUGCCCGGCAGGAACAUGUGACGGGUGCACCUUUCACUUCCUGUGGGAGAGCGCCAGCGCCUGUCCACGCUGCACCGAGGACGACUACCAUCAGAUAGAGGGGGCGUGCAAGGGAGGGGUCCAGGAAACUCUGUACGUGUGGAACGAGCCAAAGUCAUGCACCGAGGGCGUGCCGCUGCCUCCCCGAAGCUCGUCCCACUGCGAGGCCAUCGCUCUGUGGCUGAAGGUGGGGCUCGGGGGCGGGGCCUUCGUCGCCGUGCUGCUUGUCUCCCUCACCUGCUAUUUCUGGAAGAAAAAUAAGAGGUUGGAGUACAAGUACUCCCGUCUGGUGAUGUCUGCCAACAAAGAGUGCGAGCUGCCAGCUGCUGACAGCUGUGGCCUGACCGAAGGAGAGGAGCCCGAUGACGACGUCGUCUACACCCAGAAACCCUCCCUGCUGGGAAAACUCAGGGCCAUCGCCAACAAGCACGAGGACGGAGACAGCAGCGAGUCUGUGCAGCUCAACUCCUCCAAGUCUGACCGAUGGGUCCUGGGAUAAAGAAAUAUCUAGAAUGACAGUGAGCUUAAUAACUGAGGAUGUGUGUGUCAGAAAUCCCCUUUAGAGGACAGUCUGAUCACCGGACACUGGCUUUUAUUCCUAAAACCCCUCAAACACAUGGGAAGACACACCUUGGAUGUUCAGCCGGGGGGCAACAUGUUUUUGUAUGUUUUGUAUUUCAUUUGGUCAUUUCUGUUGAGAGUCAUGUAUUUAUAAUAAUGUUAUGAUGAAUUAUCUUUAUUAAAGCUCCGUUUAGCUUUGGGGAUUCACGUGUGGACAUUUGAAGUUCAUUCAGUACGAUCUUCCACAAAGGUGGCUUUUUUUUAAAUAAAAGUUUAAUUUGGGUAAUAAUUAUUUUCUUUGCUACUGUUUAUGCUAUUUACAUAUUACUUUCCUGCAGAAACUUUUUUAAAUAGGAGGUGCAAAUAGGAUGAAAAACUA
Messenger RNA from Menidia menidia (Atlantic silverside), 3579 nucleotides. Lineage: Eukaryota; Metazoa; Chordata; Actinopteri; Atheriniformes; Atherinopsidae. The record is from the annotation of a GenBank genome assembly.